Molecule: messenger RNA, 2611 nt
Organism: Mytilus trossulus (common blue mussel)
Lineage: Eukaryota; Metazoa; Mollusca; Bivalvia; Mytilida; Mytilidae
Product: sodium- and chloride-dependent glycine transporter 1-like
Exons: 18
Coding region: 119-2611 (830 amino acids)
Biological process (GO): sodium ion transmembrane transport
Cellular component (GO): plasma membrane
Source: RefSeq, a predicted model, not a curated record
AUUAUCACAACAUGUUUUUACCUCGUGAUAAUUAAAAUUGUCACUAUGAAACACGACCUACGUUGAUCUCGUGUCAGAUCCCUUGAUUUUCGCCUGGACUUUUUUGUGACAUCAAAAUAUGGAGAUAGAAAACAGAAGGCUCUCAUUACAGAAAAAUGAAGACACUAUAAACUCAAGUGAAACCUCGGAAGAGAAGAAAGAAGAGCGGGAACAUUGGUCAGGCCAACUCGAUUUUAUCCUGUCAUCAGUUGGUUAUGCCGUCGGUAUUGGUAACAUAUGCAGGUUUCCAUAUCUAUGUUAUAAAAACGGAGGAGGAGCAUUUUUAAUUCCAUAUCUUGUAUUUAUGGUCAUUGGUGCUGUGCCAAUAUAUUACUUAGAGUACGGGAUAUCUCAAUUUUCAAGCAGCAGUGUUUUAACCGUCUGGAAGAUAUGUCCACUUCUGAAAGGAGUUGGUUAUGGAGCUUUAAUAGUUUCUGGGAUAUUUUGUGUUUACAUCAACAUAUUUCUGACAUGGAUAUUGUAUUUUCUGUACAAAUCAAUGACACCGAUUCUGCCAUGGAGCAAUUGCAAGAAUGAAUGGAAUACAAUGCUCUGUCAUAAUAGUCCCGCAGAUAAUGAAUCAAAUCUAUUGUUAGCGCAUAAUACGUCAGCCGUCAAUGGAUCUAAGUAUACUAGUCGUGUAUUCCCUCUUAAUGAGAUCAAAAUGACUGCCAGUGAAGAAUUCUGGAAAUACAAUGUACUGCAAAUUACAGUAGGGAUAGAGGAUAUAGGAGGAAUUAGACUGGAACUUCUUGUAUGUCUGGCUAUCGCUUGGCUUAUCAUCUUUCUUUGUUUAUGUAAAGGAAUAAAGUCUUCGGGAAAGAUAGUGUAUGUGACUGUUACUUUUCCAUACAUAGUAAUGGUCAUCUUUCUUGUAAGAGCAGUAACAUUACCAGGAGCUGCAGAAGGAAUAAAGUUCUUUUUAAUUCCAAAAUGGCACAAAAUGCUUUCUACAAAGGUUUGGGGUGAGGCAGCAACGCAGAUAUUUUUCUCGUCUGGAGCCGGUUGGGGAGCACUGCUGACAUUUGCAAGCUUUAACAAAUUUCACCAUAAUAUUCAAAGGGAUGCUAUCAUGGUACCUAUUAUAAACAGUGGAACCAGUAUUUUUGCCGGAUUUGUAACAUUUUCAAUACUUGGAUUUAUGGCUCAUGAAAAGGGAAUGUCAGUGGACGAUGUAGUGACACAAGGUCCAGGUCUUGCAUUUGUAGCUUAUCCAGAGGCAGUUUCAAAAUUACCAAUAUCGCCGUUGUGGGCAGUUUUAUUUUUUCUAAUGCUGAUGACAAUAGCCAUUGAUACCCAGUUUGGUACAUUUGAAACCAUUACAAAUGCCAUUAUUGAUGAAUAUCCACAUAUUUUGAGGAGAAGAAAGUCUCUGGUCACAGUUUGUUUUUGUUGCAUUGGAUUUAUUUUAGGUUUACCAUUUAUAACGGAGGGAGGAAUAUAUGUUUUACAAAUCGUUGACUGGUACUGUGGACUAUUUACACCAAUGAUAGUGGCAACUCUAGAGUGUUUGGUCAUUGGAUGGAUAUAUGGCACAGACAGAUUUAACCAAGACAUUCAGAUGAUGAUAGGAUAUCCACCGUGUUGCUGGUGGAAAUUUUGUUGGAAAUGGUUGACUCCUUGUUUUCUGAUGAUGAUACUUUUGUUUAACAUGUUGCAAUUGAAACCAGUUUCCUUUGACACAUACCAGUAUCCAGCAUGGGCUAUUGGAUUUGGCUGGGUUAUUGGUAUGGUAUCUGUGUUACCAAUUCCCUUAUACAUUAUCAAAACACUGUGGUGCGCUAAUGGAACAAUUUUGCAGAAAUUUACAAAUUCACUGAAACCGAUGAUUGACUGGAGACCAAUUUUAGAAGAACCAGCUUCAACUAAAUCGCUUACUGUUGAAUUUAACGGGACAAACCACGUACUUCUCAAAGACUAUGGAGUAUUUCCAAAGCAUCAACAGUUUCUCAAAUUCACAGUUCAAGGACCAAAAGAUCUUCAUCUGAAAUUACUAUCAAGCAAGAUAUCAGUUCGCAAACCCAUUUACUAUAUAAUAAUAGCGGGUUGGAAUAAUAAAAAAUCGGUCCUUGGUCGGAGUGAAAUUCUCGCACGUGAUGUUGUGAACUUUUACAAGAAACCUGGUCUUUUUGACAUAAACCAAGAGAAAAAAUUUUGGAUUAGUUGGGAGAAUGGAAAAGUUCUAGUUGGAACAGGAAAUAUUCUAAACAAAGACAUCAUCAUGAAAUGGCAAGAGCCUUGUUCAUUUGCAGUUCAAAAUAUUGAAAUCAGUACAAUGCAUGAAGCAUCUUUGAACUUGAAAUUUUUUCUUGAUGAUUCAACUGUACAAUGUCAAAAGAAGAGUUUGGUCGAAUGGAAACUUGAGAAGAAAUCUGAUUGUCCUACCUUUAACAUUCUCAAAAGUUUGGAAGAAAAUUCAGAAGUGGAAUGUGCGAUUCUUUGUAUUUCGAACUUGGAAUGUGGUGGAUUUGUUUUCAAUCAAAAAGCUUGUACCUGUACAUUGUUUUCAGAUAUUGUGCAAAAUGAUAUCAUAUUAUCGAGGAAUCGUAUUAACAAUUUUAUGGACGACUGA